This is a messenger RNA of Nematostella vectensis (starlet sea anemone), 3114 nucleotides long. RefSeq names its product sarcosine dehydrogenase, mitochondrial. Gene Ontology annotation, molecular function: protein binding; oxidoreductase activity. The transcript is spliced from 14 exons. Gene Ontology annotation, cellular component: mitochondrion. The coding region runs from base 73 to 2850 and encodes 925 amino acids. The record is from RefSeq and is a predicted model, not a curated record. NCBI's taxonomy places the organism in Eukaryota, Metazoa, Cnidaria, Anthozoa, Actiniaria, Edwardsiidae.
ACACUAAGUGAAUUCAUAUGCUUCGAAUGCGAGUAUCACGCGGUGCUACUUUGCAGCAAUAAAUUUGCCAGUAUGCUAACUGUCUCGCACUUUAUAGGGCGGAAAGCUCGCUCCAUCGAGCGACCAGUUCUCGGUAGAUUGUGUAGAGUGCUCGCGAGAUGGGAAUCCACGGACGCGACAGAAGCAAAGCCGGCAGUACCAUACAAAACACUGCAGAGCAAAGACAGCAGUACACCAAGCUCUGUUCCUGCCGAGGCAGAUGUUGUUGUCAUUGGGGGAGGAUCUGUAGGAACCAGCACACUCUAUCAUUUGACAAAAAUGGGCGUCAAAAAUGUCAUCCUUCUUGAGCGUGACAAGCUAACCUCUGGAACAACAUGGCAUAGUGCUGGUCUAUUAUGGCGGCUCCGUCCCUCUGACCAAGAAGUUGAGAUUAUCGGCCACACCCGUGACCUAGCAAAAAGCUUAGAGGAGGAGACAGGAGUGUCCCCUGGCUGGAUUGAGAAUGGAGGACUUUUUAUUGCAAACAAUAAAGAGCGCUUAGAUGAGUACAAAAGAUUGAUGACGUUGGGACAUUGCUAUGGAAUUGACUCUCAUGUCCUGGAUCCAAAGGCUACAAAAGAGCUCUAUCCGCUUAUGAAUGUGAAAGAUCUAUAUGGGACUUUGUACAGUCCAGGUGAUGGAACUAUAGACCCCGCAGGGUGGGCAUCAGCUCUGACGCGUGGAGCUACCAAAAGAGGGGCUAAGGUGUUUGAGAAUUGUCCUGUGACUGGGAUAACAACAGAAGUAGAUGAUUUUGGUGUUCUGCGGGUGUCUGGCGUCGAUACUGUAGCAGGUCACAUCAAGACCAAGAAUGUUGUUAAUUGUGGAGGAUGUUGGGCACCAGCUGUUGGUGCCAUGGCAGGUGUCAAAGUCCCUCUAGUGGCCAUGCACCAUGCAUAUAUAGUCAGUGAGAGGAUAGAGGGGAUUCAGAGCAUGCCAAACGUUAGGGACCAUGAUGCAUCUGUCUACCUAAAGCUCCAGGGUGAUGGCUUGUCAAUCGGAGGAUACGAACAAAACCCUAUUUUCUGGGAAAAUGUGAAAAAAGACUUUGCAUUUAGUCUGUUUGAUCUUGAUUGGGAUGUCUUCAGCGUACACAUUGAAGGUGCCUGUAACCGUGUUCCUGUAAUUGCCGAGACGGGUGUAAAGUCAACCGUCUGUGGCCCAGAGUCCUUCACCUCUGACCACAAACCCCUGAUGGGCGAGGCCCCAGAGCUGAGAGGAUUUUACUUAGGGUGUGGCUUCAACUCUGCUGGAAUUAUGCUUGCAGGAGGGUGUGGCCGCGAGUUAGCAAAGUGGGUAGUCAAUGGACACCCUGAACUAGAUAUGUAUGGUUAUGAUAUAAGGCGAUUCCAUUCAUCCAUUACUGGUAACCAAAAGUGGUUGUCAGAGCGAAGUCAUGAGGCAUACGCCAAGAACUACUCCAUGGUCUUCCCCCACGAUGAGCCCUUGGCUGGAAGAAACAUGCGCUGUGAUCCAUUCCAUCAGGUACUACUUGAUAAUGGGUGUGUAUACCAAGAGCGUCAUGGAUGGGAAAGACCCGGUUGGUUUAAACCGGACUCCAAACCACAGUUGAAAGACUAUGACUUCUAUGGUUCUUAUGACCGCCCGAGACAUGAAGACUACCUUUACAAGGACCUUCUCUCGCAAGAGUACACUUUUGACUUUCCGCCACAUCAUGAUAUUAUCGGCGCUGAAGCAAAGGCUUGCCGUUCCAAUGCAGCGGUUUUCAAUAUGUCUUACUUUGCAAAGUACUACAUCUCUGGACCCGAUGCCCAAAAGGCCGUUGACUGGAUCUUCACGGCGAACAUGCAGAAAAAGCCAGGCUCGGUUACCUACACCUGUAUGUGCAACAAAGAUGGCGGCGUUGAGGCAGAUCUGACCGUGUCCGUGCUGGAGCCUGGGGACGGGUCAACUGCAGCCUUGCCGCAUUUCGAUGGUAAUGGAUUUUACGUCGCUAUCGGGGGAGGUGUUGGUCAGCACAGUUAUUCCCAUCUCACCAACGUUAUUGCGGAGAAAGGAUUCGACGUGAAGCUCGAGGAAGUGACCAAUGACUUGGGGAUGCUCAGUGUUCAAGGGCCAAAAAGCCGUGAAAUUCUCUCCAAAUUGACCGAUGCCGACCUGAGCGACGAAGCAUUCUCCUUCUCCACUCAUAAAAUGAUCAACAUCGCUGGGCACCCUGUGCGUGCCUUGAGGCUCACAUUUGUCGGAGAACUUGGCUGGGAACUACACAUACCACGGGACUCCUGUGUGCCAGUUUACCGUGCUGUUAUGGAGGCUGGACGCGAGCAUGGCAUAGUGAAUGCCGGCUACAGGGCUAUUGACUCCCUUAGUGCAGAGAAAGGCUAUAAGCACUGGCACCAGGAUUUAAGACACGAUGAUACUCCACUGGAGGCGGGGCUUGGUUUCACCUGUAAACUAAAAAAGGACACACCCUUCCUUGGACGCGAGGCGCUCGAAAAGCAGAAGGCUGAGGGGAUAAAGAAACGACUUGUGUGCUUCACUCUAGACCAACACAAGGCUUUACUAGGGCUUGAAGCCAUUCGGCGCAAUGGAGAAGUCUGUGGCUUCAUUCGCCGUGGAGACUGGGGGUUUGCUAUCGAUAAAAGCAUCGCCUACGGCUACGUGUACGACCCAAGCGGUAAACCGGUUACAAACGAGUUCAUCAAGUCUGGCAGCUACACGCUCGAAUCACGUGGGGAGAUUUUUUCCGUAGAAGCAAUCCUGGGUGCUCCCUUCGACCCGAAGAAUCUACGAGUUAAAGGACAGUAUGAUAAGAGCUCUGUCUUUUCUGAAAAGGCCGCAUCCAAGUAAAUAUCCAAGUAAAUUUUUUACACUUACACGUCAAAGAAUGCCGUAACUUAGAUUCUGGUUCCCAAGUGUGGUGUCAAACCAUCAAGAGAAUAAGCCUUUUGAUCCAACAAGAUUGAAAUAAAUUGUAUAUGAAUAUUGGAUGGUGGAGGUUUUCGUUCAUUUUUACUCGGAUAACUCGGGUUUCGGAGUUCAAAUGUAACACAAACACCGGUUUUAUAGGAGAACAUGUAUACCAUUGUGUAAUAAAAUAAUGUUUGUAAUUAA